UCUCUGGUCUAUGUUAAGUGAUUUCCUUGAUGUAAAGCGGUUGUAGUAUUGGGCUUAUCCGGUUCCCUAGCUGGUUCUACUACACUGUUCUGCUGCCAAGAUCUGGUUCUGUCUCACCAGGUUAUGUCCUGUGUGGCCUAACGUUGCCGUCGAAAGGACCAUAUGAGCUAACGUUAGCUUUUUGAGUGGUCAGUUACUGUGAUCACAUUUUAUCGUGUUUGAACUGUAAAUUAGUUGGGAUUACUGUGUCUGAGCAACUCCGUCUACAAAUCCAUGUGACAGUUAGGCUAUCUAUCGUUAGGCUGUAGUUUAUGUCCCUAUUUGUUUGUGUCUAACGCAAGCCAAAUAGCUAGCCGUGAUGGCCUUCUAACAUUAGCUUGGUAGCUAAGUGGCUAAUGUUCGCCAAGGAAUGGCCACAACAUCCAAAUUGAAUCCAUGCGCCUAUUCACCAAAUCUCCGUGUUCUUCAGAAAGUGCUACACAUUUUUAUGUCACAUGAACGAAAUAACCAUAAUUGGUUUCUUCAUGUAAUUAACUGGCUAGGUGAUUUUUUUUCUAACACGUCUAGAGAAUUAAGCAUUGUGUAAUUAAUUACAUAGAAAUAUAAGUGUGCUUAUAAUUGCCUUUAGCCACUGUCACUCGAAAUGCUUUGUUUGAUACCUUAAAUAUUAACGUAACUGUAGCAUGACUGCGAACACGGUAUGUCGAACACUGUAUCUUUAAGGCAGACCCGGAACGUAGCAAAGCAAACCCGGAAAAGUUGAGUAAUCAUUGUCAAAAGCAACGGGUAUAUUUGGAUUUCAGGAAAUGAGCAAGUUCUUCAAACCAUUGCAGAGGACAAUGCCAACAAUGCCAGCCCUGUGGAUUUGGAGAAUAACACUGAUUUGAUCAUAUUGCAGGAACAUACACGCCCACCACACUAAUGACUCUUGAACAUUUGACAAUUUACCUUCAAUAGAGAACCUUCAGCCCCUGCAGAAUCUUGCUCUGUUAACAUGGAUGGAGAAGAAGGCCUCUCUGAUAAAAGUGAUGUAGGCCUGGAACAUAAUGGCUGCAUAGGAGAGGACAAGAGACGAGUCAAAGCGACAUGUUUGAAAAUUGAAGGUCAAGAUGGAUACGUUUUUAAAUCGUAUAGCAUCACACCUCAUGAUGGAACAGAGGCAAAAUCCUCUGCCAGUGUGUCAGAAGCUUUAGGUAAUGACAUUUCCUCUGUUGAGAGCCCAUCAAAUGAUGUAUCUACUCAGGUUAACCAACAGUCAUCAGAGGGUGCUGUGACUGGGGAGUUUAGUGAAAAAGAUGAUUCUCCAACCUCUCCAGCCAUUACCAAUGGGCCCAACGACGAGAACACUGAUGUGGAUGAAGAAAAUCCACCAGAAAAUGACACACCAUUGCAUAUUAAAGAGGAACCAAAUUCAAUGGACGAGGGCACGCCAGAGGACGAAAAGUUAUCAUAUGAUAGUUCUGUAGGCCCUUUUGUUAGCAGAGAUAAUGAUGACUAUGGUGGAUUGCUAAGUGGCUACACAAGUACCCUUUACGAUGUCGCCAUGGAUGCAGUUACUCAGAGCCUUCUGUCAUCCAUGAGGAACCCUGUAAAUCCACGGAAAAAGUCUCCUGCCUGGAACCAUUUCUUCAUAUCUCCACGAGAUAGUACCAAAGCUAUUUGUAUGUACUGUAUGAAAGAGUUUAGUAGGGGUAAGAAUGAAAAAGACCUGAGCACUAGUUGUUUAAUGAGACAUGUACGCAGGGCUCACCCCACUGUGCUUUUACAAGACGGGGAGAGCCCCUGUAAUUCUAUGUCUAGUGCUGUUGCCUCAUCCUCAAUACCUCCCAUGAAAUCACCAAAUAAUGGAGACUUGGCAGCUCAUGCUACAGAGAACAACACCUCACCAUCAACCUCCACAACGGAAGCCACCAACACGUCAUCCAAAGAAGCACCAUUAAAAAUCAAACCAAAAUUGGAAAAGUGCACCAAGACCGGCCCUGGCACAGGCUCAUCCCCACAUUCCACCAACAACCAUAUUGAUGAUCUGAUGGAUGGAGGUUUGGCAUCAGCACCAAAAAACUCCAAUUCUCGGAGGCGAUCGGCUGUGUGGAAACAUUUUUAUUUAUCCCCUGCUGACAGCUCCAAAGCUGUGUGUAUACACUGCAUGAACGAGUUCAGUCGAGGAAAAAACGGAAAGGACUUGGGAACAAGUUGCCUGAUACGCCACAUGUGGCGUGCCCACCGUGAAAUUGUCAUCGAGGAAAACGGUCAGGGCUCCAGCAUUCCACCACCAUACACAACACCACCUACACUUCUGUCACGCACACAGGCACAGGACUCUGUUGAGGUGAAAAAGGAACCCAUUUUUGCCUCAUGCUCUCCUGAAACAUCAGAUGAAGUGCCACAGAAUAACAAUGCAGACUUGGAUGUUAAAGAGGAGUCAGAUGAUGCCACAUAUCAGAUAGGGCAAGGGUCUUUGCUUGACUUGUCAUUUGGAUUGAAAGGUGAAAAUCUACCAUCAGCUUCUUCACCAGAGGAGCCAUCUCAUGCUCCCAGCUUGAAUGAGGACCUGAGUUCAGUGUUCCAGCAAAACAAGAAAAUAAUGAAAAGGGUGAAAUCUGAAGUGUGGCAUCAUUUUAUUGUUUCGCCAGUCGACCAGCUGAAAGCUCUCUGUCGAUAUUGUCCCUGUGUUAUUAGUCGAGGAAAACGUGGCGACUUUGGCACAAGCUGUUUGAUGAGACAUCUUAUGAGACGACACCCCGACGUCCUAAAGAACCAAAAAAACACAUACGACAAGGUGCCCUCACCACAGUCACCCUACACAGAGGGGGUUUCUGCCAAGGUGACUGACAAACCCAUUCAUGAGAAAAAAUCAAAUACUCUGUCUGUGUUCAGCAAAAAGACUUCAAAGCUGUGGAAUCAUUUUUCUAUUUCUACUGCAGAUCCCACAAAAGUGAUCUGUUUGCACUGUAGCCGCACAAUUAGCAGAGGUAAAAAGACCACAAACCUUGGCACAAGUUGCUUGUUCAGGCACAUGCAGAGGUUUCAUGGACAUUUUCUCGAAAAUAACAGCAAUAACUCAGGUGAUGUGUCAACUGCUGAACUUCAAAUUAACCAUGAGCUCAUGGACACUUCCUCCUAUGAAGAAAAUGGUGAGAAAUUUGAUGAAUACCAUCCGGUUGCCAAAAAAAUCACCAAACUUGUUGCAGAAAUGCUUGCACUUGAUCUUCAGCCAUCUGCAGUGGUGGAGAAUGUCGGUUUGAACCGACUGCUGGAAUACCUCCAACCACAGUAUACUCUACCCUCCUCAUCCUACUUCACCAGCACUGCCAUACCAGAAAUGUAUGAACGGGUGAAAGAAGUUGUUCUUACACAUCUGAAAGAGGCUGAGGGUGGCAUCGUCCACUUUACAACAGGUAUCUGGGUAAGCAGCCAAACCAGGGAGUAUCUCACUCUGACGGCUCACUGGGUUGCUUGUGAAUCAUGUGUACGUCCACAGGGCCAAGACUUUCACUGCUCGGCUCUUCUCAAUGUCUCCCAGAUAGACUGUGACUAUAACAUGGAGAACAUUCAGAAGCAGCUCGAGUAUCUCUGGGACACAUGGAUUGCUUCUUCAGGCCUCAGGAUUGGAUACACUGUAACAGAUAAUCAGAUAAUUGGAAAUGUUUUGGAAGACAGUGGUCAUGCCACCCUUCAAUGUUUUGGUCACACAAUAGACCUCAUCGUGAGUGAAGCCAUAAAGAGUCAGAGAAUGGUUCAGAAUAUUCUUAGCAUUGCCCGCAAAAUCUGUGAACGUGUACACCGCUCAGCAAAAGCGAAGGAAAAGUUGACCGAACUACAGAAGACAUACCAGUUACCUGAAAAUCAACUUGUCCAGGAUGUUCCGUCCAAAUGGAAAACGUCCUUUUUCAUGCUUGAACGUUUAGUGGAACAAAAGAAAGCCAUUGAUGAAAUGUCCAAUGAGUGUAAUUUCAGGGAACUGAUAAGCUGUGAUCAAUGGGAGGUGAUGCAGUCAGUGUGCAAUGCUUUAAAGCCUUUUGAGGUAGCCUGCAGGGAGAUGAGCAAUCGCACUGCCACACUCGGCCAAGUCAUACCUCUCAUACACAUCCUCAACCGAAAAAUUGAUAUGCUCUUUGACGAGACGAUGGGUAUAGACAACAUGCUCAAGUCUCUAAAAGAAGCCAUGGUCACCAGAAUGUCCUCCACACUGCAUGAUCCAAGAUACACUUGGGCAACAAUGCUGGACCCACGGUACAAGACCUCCCUGUUCUCAGAGGAAGAGGCCGAACAGUGCAAACAAGACCUCAUUCAAGAACUGGAGGUGUCACUGUCUACCUCAGAUGAAGCAAAGCCUCUUCUGUCCAAUGGAUGUGGUGAAGUCUCAACUCCAUCCAACAGCUCUGUUGCAAAAAAGGAUGACCUCUGGUCUCUCAUGGAUGACAUCAGGAACAAAAUCAAACAGGAGGAAAAGCCAAAGGCUUCAGAAAUAGCAGUUCUGGAGUACUUGGAGGAGGACAUUCUGGAUCAAAGCUGCAAUCCACUGGAUUAUUGGAAUUUGAAAAAGUACCUAUGGCCAGAGCUUUCUAAGGUAGCUGUUCGGUAUGUGGGCUGUCCACCUAGUGUUGUCCCAGCAGAGACUCUGUUCAGCACAGGGAGUAUGAAUUGUGCCCUGAAUCAGUCCAGACCAAUGCUGGAAAAUUUAGAGGGACUUCUCUUUUUAAAGGUCAACCUUCCCUUGAUAUAUUUUCAGUACUGAUCUUGACCUCUAAUUUGAAUUUUUCAUACACCCUUUUGUGCCCAAUCAAGGAUCAUAUCAUAGUUAUCACAGGGUCCUUAAGAAUAUUUUACAAUGAGGAGAUUCAUAUUCAAUACUUAAAAUGUUUUGCCAUUUUGCAUCAUGUUUUUUUUUUCUCUUUGUGUACUACUGUUGCAACACUGCAAACUGGAGUUGAUGUCAAACUCAGUCAUUUGUAUCAGGGAGGGGGGGGUUGGUGUAUCUAGCUGUAGGGGUGAUGGUUUAUUGCUGUAUUAUGAUUUUUGUAUUUAUUUGGUCUUCUUUCUCCUUGUGCCUUAGAACUACUUCAGGUCAAAAUGCUGUAAAUACUUUAAUGAUUUGCAAACAAAGUCUUCAGUUUAAAUAAUGUAAAAUAAACCUAGAUGCUGAAUUUGUGUUUUUAUAUCUAUUGGCCCAAAAGAAAAAAUCUGUGACUAAAACGUUUUUGUUUUGUUUGUUAUUUAAUUAUUUUAUUGUGAAUUUAUGUCUCAUGGUACUGUCAUAGAAGUAGAAUCUUUUAAAACUCACUGAAAUGUUUCUUAAUGAACUGUGUAAAUGUUUUUUUCAGGACAAGCAAUUUGUUUAUAACAGUUGCCUCACAAGCACAAUUGUCUUCUCUGAGGGAUUAAAUUAUGGGUUAUUGUCAAGUAAAAUGUACUGUAUAUUUUAUAAAUAAUGGUCUCUGAACAGAAUUUGAUAAACAUUCAGACUGGAACAAUGCUAAUUUUGUGAUUUGUAAAUAAAACAUUUCCUCCUGA
Clupea harengus (Atlantic herring) is the source of this 5514-nucleotide messenger RNA. It is a transcript of the gene zbed4, whose product is annotated as zinc finger, BED-type containing 4. NCBI's taxonomy places the organism in Eukaryota, Metazoa, Chordata, Actinopteri, Clupeiformes, Clupeidae. Gene Ontology annotation, molecular function: protein dimerization activity; DNA binding. The record is from RefSeq and is a predicted model, not a curated record.